Penicillium concentricum is the source of this 2643-nucleotide messenger RNA. RefSeq lists its product as uncharacterized. The transcript has 2 exons. Lineage: Eukaryota; Fungi; Ascomycota; Eurotiomycetes; Eurotiales; Aspergillaceae. The record is from RefSeq and is a predicted model, not a curated record. Bases 1 to 2643 code for a protein of 880 amino acids.
AUGUUGUCGGCUCCCGUUAAGUCGGCGAAGCGGAUCUCGUCCCUGUUUUCCCUGGGAUCCAAAGAUCGGGACUCAUCCUCAACCGUGUCUUCGCCAGUUUUGAACUCAGAAAACAACGACAACCGACGCCGGAGUAGCUCAAAACCCACUCGCCAUGUCUCGACCCCCAAUCCCACCUUCUCGGAGCCCCGAACCAUGCCCGAUAACCUCGAUAUGGAGAGCCUACCUCCGCCUCCUUCACUGCUGGCGGUGAACCAAGAUUUGGCCAACAGCACUCCCAGUUCGCCCGUUGGCCGGCCGCAGAGCAGAGGUCGUGAUAUGAGCAGGCCCUCCAGCUCUGCAGGGUUAACUAUCCCCGGAUCGACUCCGGAUUCCCGCCCCAGCACACCGUCGAAGCGCAGAAGUUGGAUGCCAGGCCGUUCGCGCGCCAGCUCAAUCGAUAAGCGACCAACACCCAUGCUCCCGGCUGCUUGGAUCGCCGGGCUAGACCAGAAGGUUGUUUAUGAUCUGACGCCAUUGUCAAGAGGAGAGCAGAUCCAGGAACUGUGGAACGAACAAGGUGACACUUAUGUGUAUAUGUUCCCCCAGAAUACCGGACGCGCCCCAUCGUUCAAGGUCGAUUCCACCAUAUUUGCCGAGUCCCCCUCCCUCACCUAUCUAGCCCGCGGCACCGAUGGCAAGAGCGGCCUCGAGCAGCAAACCCGAUCAUUAUCACUCAACCCAGUGUCUCCGCCCAUGUCGCCGUUGGACGGUCAGCCCGAAAACGACAAUGACAACGACAGCGCGGGAAGCCAAAGAAUGGCAUUCGAAGAUACACCCGAGGAAGUGCAGGAACUUCAUCUUUAUCUCCCCAUUCCGCUCAACUGCGAUGUGUCCAACCCGCAAGCGAGACUCACGCCAGAGGACAUAGAGACUCUUCUUUUGUUCCGCAACCUUUUCGCAUUCCUGCUCGGCCAGUCUUUGAUUGCCUCUCCCAAAUCAUCUACUCUUUUCUCUAUUUUCAUGGAUGUGGCGGUCCUUUUGGCCCGUUUCGAGUUCUCCAACUUGGACGCGUCCAACUUUGGUGAAACUGCCACCUCCAGUUUCAGCAACUACUGUGAAGAAUUGCGCCUUGCAGAUGUCCGUCGAAGCAGGGAGAAGACGAUCGAGGCUAUCGUCUUGGGUGAACGUCUGCGCUACUAUCCGCUGUAUGUCGAGGGCUUUGUCCAUGGUGUUGGAAAGCUCGAUGAGCUUAAGCAACUGCGGAGCCCUAAAUAUACCUUCAUUCACCCUAUCACGCAGAAACGCAUGGAGCGCGCGUUCAUCGAUCUCGACACCCGUCUGCGCGGUCUUUACGGCAAGCUCGAAGACUUCGAUUUCCCCUCUGUAUUCUCGGGUAUCGCCAACUCGACUACCUCGGAGGAAAGCAAAGUGGUGCGCUUCAAGAACUGGAAGACUGGAUUUCAAGAGUUCCGCCGCUUUACAAUCCAAUACUACCGACAGAAGUACGGCUCGUGGCCGCCCAAGGCUCGGUCGAAGAAGAACGAGUUUGAGGAGAACGGACUUAACCGUCUUCUCCUCUUGGAUUUGUACCAUGACUUCACCGAUCUAUACGAUUUGAUGGUGGACCGCACGUCCCUGACGACGCGUACAAUUGAUAUCUCGGGCGCGGGCAGUGACUCAGUAGAUUCGUCUGAUCCAAAGCAAAUGACCGUUCGUGCUUUGCGACAGGUUCUCUCCGAGUAUGACCGCAGCACCCCACCAGUGCUUCCUCCUAUUCCAUUCGAUAUUCCCCAGUUGCCUUCGCUGCAGCCCUUGCACCGGAAACCGCUCGACGCCAAGAAGGAGGCCAAGCAGAGCGUCAAGAAGCUCAAGAACUCCGACAUCAACGCUGUCCUGAUGGGAUCCUAUACCCGGGAGGCCAUGCGGCCCACUCCUUUCAUUGAGAGCUUCAUGCAAUUCGAGCGUCGCUCCGCGCACGGCAAGAAUGUGAAUGACAUUACCGACCUCCGAUGUGGCCAGUGGAUCUUCCUAUACGCCGUGAUCCAAGCUCUCCCCAUGCUGGUGGUGGAUGUCCCUGAUGUUCACUUCAACGAUGGCGUGGAGUAUUUCCUUUGCAUUGCCCCACGUGGCGGUGCUCCCUGGAUUCACAACGACACCAAGACUGCUCGCAGCUGGUUCGGAGUUGCAGGCGGUGCUGGUGUUGUUAGCUUGCCGUCUGAUGUAGUCAUCAACGGAGUGGAAGGCGUAUACCGCCGCAGUCAUUGCUGGCAAGUCGCCGAGCAGUGGGCGGAGGCGGGAUUUCUUCUUGAUCCACCUAUGGUGGAAGACGCUACAUACGACGACGAGGAGUCCUCUAUAUCAUCACCUUACCCGGGCCAUCAAUCGUCGGCUGGAUCUUCUUCCGAGCCUUACCCGAACCCGAUGAUGGUCCCCGGUGGGCUCACCCCGCCCCCUCCAGCCAUUCCACGAACCCGCUCGCCUGCCGCUGCCCAGCGUUCUGAGCAUCGCCACUCAUUCUACCCUGGAUUGGAAGCCUUGCCCCUUCCUGCGGGCAUUGCUCCCAUCGAGCCUCCCACACGUCCGAUUAGUCGAUUCAACCCGAACAUGAGUUUCGACGAUAUUCUCAAGGAAGUCCCGAAGAAGGACAAGAAGAAGCACUAA